This is a messenger RNA of Priapulus caudatus, 861 nucleotides long. RefSeq lists its product as uncharacterized. The coding region runs from base 1 to 861 and encodes 286 amino acids. NCBI's taxonomy places the organism in Eukaryota, Metazoa, Priapulida, Priapulimorpha, Priapulimorphida, Priapulidae. The record is from RefSeq and is a predicted model, not a curated record. The transcript has a single exon.
AUGGGGGACAAGCCUGCAGGCACGAUCGCAACAGAGGCAUUGUAUGCGACGGCGGAAAGGUGCAGGGAUAGUUAUCCGGAGGCCGCAGACAUGAUACGUGACUCCACGUACAUGGACGACCUGAUUGAUUCGUGUGAGGGGGCAUCGAGAGGCAUAAAGUUAGCGGAAGAUGUGUCGACGGUCAUGGGAACAGGCAACUUCCGGAUUAAAGGCUGGAGGUUUACCGGCGGAAACGGAACUGGGUCGUCGGUGCCAUUACUUCCGUCCGGUGGCGACUCGGUGCGGGUGUUGGGUAUGUUGUGGGACAAUGUGGCGGACGAGUUUCACUACCGGGUGAAGAUCAAUUUCUCGAAGAAGAAAAAGGGCGUGAGAAUGGAGCCGGACGUCCGGUGCCAGGAUCUGGGGGCGUCGUUGCCGGCAACGCUCACGCGCCGGCUCGUGUUGGAGCAGGUCAUGGGUAUAUUUGAUCCGUACGGUUUUCUUGUGCCUUUUACGAUGAAGGCGAAGUUUCUGCUCCGCGAGACGUGGAUUUGGCGGCUGGGUUGGGAUGACCCGCUGCCGGAGGUGCUGCGGCAGAAAUGGGAAGAAUUUUUUAGUGGGAUGUACGGGAUUGAGGAACUGGCCAUAAGUCGAUGUGUGAAGCCACGAGGCGCUGUGGGGGCCCCGAUAAUGAUCACGUUCUCAGAUGGCAGUGAGAAGGGGUAUGGUGCUGCUGCGUAUCUGCGUUGGGAUUUGGAAGGAGGGGGAGCAAAAAGCUCACUUGUUUUGGCCAAGGGGAGAGUUGCGCCGGUAAAACGGAUUACCGUGCCACGGCUUGAGUUGAAUGGUGCGGUUGUUGCAAAGAGAAUCCGGAGAUUCUAG